Molecule: messenger RNA, 687 nt
Organism: Brassica rapa (field mustard)
Lineage: Eukaryota; Viridiplantae; Streptophyta; Magnoliopsida; Brassicales; Brassicaceae
Product: FCS-Like Zinc finger 3
Source: RefSeq, a predicted model, not a curated record
CACUGGCUUUGCUAUAUAGGACCCAUCACUCUAUACCAUUUGUCUCUGAGCUUCUUCUUCCACUUCCUUGAGCUUCCUUUUCUACAAGAGAAUUAAACAUUUUUUGUUCGUUUAAACUCUUGAUAAUGGAUUCGUAUUACGUCAGGUUUGUGGAAAACGACGAGCCACACUUUCUAGAGUCUUGCUCACUUUGCCGCAAAACCCUCUCUCUUAACUCGGAUAUUUUCAUGUACAGAGGAGACAUGGCAUUUUGUAGCCAAGAGUGUAGGCAAGAACAGAUUGAGUCUGAUGAAAAGAAAGCCAAGAGGUGGAGAAAAGCGUCGUCGUCGUCCAGAUCCAAAAACUCCGUCGCCGGGAAAGCUGUACGGUCGGAAACACUCGUCGUGUCUUAGUCAUUACAACAUCUUCACGAGAAGAGAUCUUUUUGUUUGUGGUUUUCAUGGUUUCAGUUUAAAAAACAAAAACAAAAUAAUAAUGGUAAAAUCAAUUAUAAAUUAAUGUUUUCCAAUUUAAAUGGGCUUAUCACGAAAUCUGUUAGCCCAUUAUGACCCAUUUGAUAGGAUCAUGGGCUCAUUUUUGAAGAUCUUAAUACACUAUUUGUAUAGUGCAUGAGAGCAAAGAGUCUACUGAAAUGUAAUUUUCUGAUUUCAUUUUCUACUAAGAGGAAAGCUCAUGUUAUGUACACAA